Erythranthe guttata (spotted monkey flower) is the source of this 678-nucleotide messenger RNA. NCBI's taxonomy places the organism in Eukaryota, Viridiplantae, Streptophyta, Magnoliopsida, Lamiales, Phrymaceae. The record is from RefSeq and is a predicted model, not a curated record.
AUGGUGGUUCACAACGGAGUCAGCUCCCCCUGCAUAUUUGACCUAAAGCUACACACAGCCGGAGUGAUAGCAGCAACAUUCGGAAUGGCGAAUCUGUUGGCCCGUCCGUUCGGAGGAUUCGCUUCUGAUUAUAUGGCUCGACAUUUCGGAAUGAGGGGUAGACUUUGGACACUUUGGACUCUUCAAACAAUGGGUGGUGUUUUCUGCAUUCUUCUUGGAAGAGCUACUUCUCUUCCAGUUGCCAUAGCACACAUGAUCAUCUUCUCCAUCGGAGCUCAGGCUGCUUGUGGUGCUACUUUCGGUGUCGUCCCUUUUAUUUCCCGGCGGUCUUUGGGAAUUAUAUCAGGUUUGACCGGCGCAGGAGGAAACUUUGGUUCCGGGUUGACCCAGUUGUUGUUCUUCACAAAUGCUAAACACAGCACCGGAACAGGGCUGAGCUAUAUGGGGAUAAUGAUAGUGGCGUGCACACUUCCGGUGGCUUUUGUACACUUCCCGCAGUGGGGGAGCAUGUUCCUUCCGCCGUCAAAGGGGGUUGUUGAAGAACAGUACUAUAUCAAAGAGUACAGUGAAGACGAGAGGGAGAAGAAUAUGCACCUCGGCAAUAUUAAAUUCGCCGAGAACUGCCGAUCUGAACGCGGCAAUCGAGUGGCUUCCGUCGCCACGCCGCCGCAUGCUUGA